ACCGUUAUGGUUUUCAUCGGCCACGUGGCUGGGGGACGGAAGUUGUAUCGACAUGGCACCGCAGGGGGUGUUGGGGAAGGGCAGGAGAGAUAGCAGACCUGGCGAGGGGGGGAAAGGCCACAAAGGUCGUGGCCAUGUGCCCAAGUCGAAAAGGCAGCGGGUUGAUGACGCCAACUCGGAAAACGAUGACGACUUCCAGUCAGAGGAAGUGGCGGUGGUGGAUGCGCAAGGGACGACCGGGGUGAAGCGAUUGGGUUUUGGGCGGGAUGGGGUGUCGAGGGAACAGCCGGCCGCUCUCAAACAAACCGCCGUUGGUGGUGCCGCCGUAGUGUCGCCAAGGACCCCCAAGGCGCCAGGGAUUGUCAUCACCGAGGCGCGCAUGCAAAGGCAAGUUGCGGGGGGCCGGGGCAGGCGAGGCGAUGGAAGUGGUCGGGCAGGGGCAGCCACGUCAGGCACUCCCCCCGCAACAGGCGGGGCUUCAGGGGCGACGAGAAUACCGUUCGCGCAAAAGGGUGAGGCGACGGUGCCCGACAGUCGGACGGCGGCGGGAGAUCAUCAUACCACUGGAAGCGGAGUCGCGGAAGGUGCGGAAGAGGGGAGGGUCGAUGACGUGUCCCGUCACGAUGGGAGAAGAGGUGGAAGGCGGGAGGGCGAUGAUGAGGACGACCAUCCACUUAUCAGCAGGUGGAAGCGAACGCCAGAGGAGGACGCUCUCGAGGAGAGGUCGAAGUUGUGGGUUGAUUGCAACGCUUUUUGGGGUCAAGGCCCCAGGAAACCCUUGAGGGAGGCAGUAGGUGACUGCGAGGACUAAUUCGUCGCCAUCGCCAACGGAGACGCAGGAGCUGAACCGCCUUCCAUGCUCAUAAUGCCGCCCAAUG
This is a messenger RNA of Chara braunii, 878 nucleotides long. Lineage: Eukaryota; Viridiplantae; Streptophyta; Charophyceae; Charales; Characeae. The record is from the annotation of a GenBank genome assembly.